GUCUGCAGAGACGUUUAUCUUAUCUAUAGACUUGUGUUUAAUGGAUGUUAUUGUUCUGUCUUCCCUCAGAUCAACAUGAUGCUAGCUAACCUGUACAGGAAAGCAGGUCAGGAGCGUUCUGCGGUGACGAGCUACAAAGAGGUGCUCAGACAGUGCCCCCUCGCGCUGGACGCCAUCAUCGGGCUCCUCUCCCUCUCGGUGAAAGGAGCCGAGGUGGCCUCCAUGACGAUGGAUGUGAUUCAGAGCAUCCCCAACCUGGAGUGGCUGUCCGUUUGGAUCAAAGCGUACGCGUUCAUCCACGCUGGAGACAACCAGAGAGCCAUCAACACCAUAUGGUGA
Molecule: messenger RNA, 339 nt
Organism: Notothenia coriiceps (black rockcod)
Lineage: Eukaryota; Metazoa; Chordata; Actinopteri; Perciformes; Nototheniidae
Product: anaphase-promoting complex subunit 7-like
Exons: 2
Molecular function (GO): protein binding
Source: RefSeq, a predicted model, not a curated record